AUAAAUUUAUCAUUUAUAUUUUUUUAUUUUUUUUUUCUGGUAAAUUUUAAAUAAUAUAUCGAUUGUUGAAACCAUAAAAAUGAUAAAAAAAGCAUUAUCGACGAGGCGCGAAAUAAGUCUUGUUUCAAACAUUAAAUAAAAAGUAAAAAGAAAAGAAGAAACGUUUAAUCAGAUUACUAAUUAAAUUAUUUAAUUAUUAAUUUAUUAGUAUAGUGAAAUAUAAAAAACAAAAUGUAUAGUGUUCAUAUGACACCAGGUAGAUCUUCUGAUAAACAAAGUACUUCGAAAAGUAUGGAUUCUGAAGUAGGAGUAUAUAAAAAUCGAAGAAAGGAAUCGAUCCCAGUUAAAGUUUUUAAUUAUUUGAAAACACAAAUGCAAGCAGAAGGAAUUCCAAUGUGUAAGCGAAACCAAUUGAUUCGCCAGUACGCAAAUAUAACGACUGGAUGGAAAAGAAGCCGGAUGGAGCGGGGAUUGGGAAAAAAUAAGCAAGGAUAACGAGCUGAAUGAUGAUUGUUUAUUGAAAUAAUAUCCCAUUAGCUACCGGUGGCCAAUAUUUAGCAUAUGUAUAUAAUGGGAAAAGAACGUAGACUUGCGCGGGAGCAAGUAUACCCCGUGCUUUUGCGUGGCAGCUGUUUCAGUGCAUCAACGCGAAGGCUGCGCACAUCGUUACCCAGUCCGUGGCUUAUACGUUAGUCGGUCGUGAAGCAUCGAUCGAAGAAACAAGAGGUGCACGCGUUGAUCGGUUUCGAACGAGGAACGUGAGAAAGCAACGUGAGAAAUUGAGUGAGAAGAAGGAAAAGGAAAAAAAAAAGAAAGAGAAAAAGAAGAGAAGAAAAAGAGAAGAAGGGAGAAAGGAAGAAAGAUCUGUCCAGUGUGAAGAAUUUCGAUAAUCAUAGCGGGAAAUUGGAAGAGAUCGUUCGAUCGAUCGUUUCGAAGCAACGACGGGAACGAAAUCGACAGUCGGUGGCACGGAUCGCUGAGCGCGAUCGUUUACUUGUGAACCGGCAACGAAUCGGUGCUUGCGGUCAAUGAAGUCACGUAAGAGCCGUGAGAAAAGUAAGUUCAUCAAUCAUAAAGGCCGACUGUAGUGCCGCUCGAGUUUCCUCUCCGAUAAUCGGUGCAGGCCAAGUCGAUACGUCGUGCCGUGGAAAGAGAUCCUCCUUGAGACGAAGGGAUUGACACGACAGCCCAGGCCCGAACGAUCUCCCCCUUUAUCGCGAAACCGUUCGUUGCGGUGUGUCAGUGCUAACAGCUGCCAAAGAUGCAACGGCAAGGUGCGAGACUCGUUCGACAGAGAAAGAAAGAAUAUACAAUACAAAUUUUCCUUUUUGUUUGCCCUUGAUUGACGAUUCCUUUGAGAAAUAGCACUUUGGAAUACAUUGUAAUUAAUAGUUGGUGGUCCGCUCUAGAGAACCGACCGAUGUGACCAUGUUCUAUGCCUCUCUAGACGUUUUUUUUCUUUCUUUUUCUUUCUCUCUCUCUUUCUUUCUCUCUUCUCUCUCUCUCUCUCUCUCUCUCUCUCUCUCUCUCUCUCUCUGUCUGUCUCUCUCUCUUUUCUUUUGUAUAUACAUAUAUAGACAUAGAUCUCCAGAUCUCGCGCGUUUUUAAUCGACAAAUGGUCCGAAAUUGCAAAGUGGGGUGGAUACAGGGUAGGAGCUCUCCCGUUGCUAUGGUGACCCCGGAUGCCCGGGAUCAGAGCUGCUAGUGGAAUUACACAGUGCAUACAUUUAUAAUGUGUAUAUAAAACUCAGUUGAAAACACACAGCCGUGUUUUACACGAUUCUCGACUGAACAACGGUGCGUUUAAUAAUAUUUUUCUUUUUUUUUUUUUUUCUUUUUCACCUGUUAAUUAAAUCUUUCUAAAUAAUAGCAACGUAGAUUUUAACACUCAGAAUGCUAAUUUUCCUUUUACGUAUUGAUUCUUCAUCAAACUUUAAAACUUCCUCAAUAUUUUGAUCUUCGCAUUUCUUUAAAAGAUUUAAUAUUCAGUUUUACUUUAUAUAAUUCUGUGAUUGUAAUUUUAGCAGCGAUCAAUGGGAAGCUUCUACCUUAGUCGCAAACCAGUGGUAUUUCGUUUUUGAACACAAAUUUCGAACACGUUUUCUCUCUUAGCUUGCAAAUGGAAAUCGUAGAAUGGACGAGACGAAUGACGGAAAACAGCAUGAUAUCGCGAAACAUGGAAUCUCAAAUAGCUUUUAACGAUAUUGAUUAAAAAACGUAUUCGAUGCUUAUUUAACGGUUUAUUUAAAAAUUUUUUCCACAAAAAUUUUUAUUUUCUUGCGAUCACGAAUACUCUCGAGAAAAAAGAUCGGUUCGCUUGGUCGUUUUCAAUUAUAUUAAACGAAAGCAUGUAUAAAAGAUAUUAAUUGCAUGAUAGGAUAGACACGCGUGAAUUCAUUUGAAAAUUUAUUCGAUGAAAUUGCUCGAUAUCUCUCGAAACGUUUCAAUCAAACGUUGAAUCUUUGGAAAUUCAUUGAUCGAUGCAGAGAUUGAAAGGCAACUUGUGGAAUUCAUAAAUGUCCAACGAUAGGUGAACACGUGCCAAUGUCGCGUAUUUCCGUAAAUACGUAGUAUUUAUAUAUUCAGUGUAGCAGUAUACAUACAGCAGUCUCUCGUAGAGUAUGUUAGUAGAAUUGUCGAUUGUUAGGUAUUUCUAUGAUUAGAUGCAUCCAUAUAGAGAGUUACAACUAUUCUUUAGCGCUCGAUUCUCUCUCCAUGCGAUGUAGCAUUGGGUGUGCGCUUUCGUUUGAUCUUGAAUUUUAUUUUCGAUGUCGGUAAUUAUUAUUUAUAGCGCUUCGUGUUAAUGAAUAUCGAUUUUACGUAGCACGGCUUCGAUAAGAAGCGCGUCUAGACAGCCGUGUCGCGUGAAAAUUUCCACCCACGAAACCGUAUUGUCAAUCAAAGUUUAACUUUCAUCGAAAGUUAACGAAAAGUGAACGAAAGCGAUAACGACUCGAUGCUGCACCGCUCGAUCGAUCUGAUGAAAAUUUCACAAUUUUUCGAAUCUGAAGUAUAUUAUAGUUUCCGAAUAUAACGUAUCUUUCGAUCUUUUAACAAUUUAGAAUCUCUUUGAUUUUUAACGAUAAUUUCCUCUAUUCUCUCUCUCUCUCUCUCUCUUUCUCUCUCUCUAUUAACUUCACGCAUCUUUCCAUCGUCGAUCGAAAAAACGACAAAAAAAAAAGAUGGAAUCGUGCGAAUAUCGUUUCUAUUUAUUAUAUUCUCUCCCAAGUAAAACACGAUCUUCGAUAAAAAUCUUUGCCGUUUGGAUACCGAUUGUAAAUCAUUAAUCGGUCCUUUUUUUUUUUCUCAAAUCGAAAUGUUUUACCUGGGCAAUAAUAAUUCUUCCUGUUAUCUUUCGCUCACGAGUUCUCCGCCUGCAAGUCUAUGCACCUGUAUAUCUCCAGGUACUAUCCGUCUUGGCAAUGCGCGCACUGUCUCCCGUAGAAUCCCCCGUAUUUAUCGAAGGGAGGUGUAGGCAGGUUGCCCGGAGGAUCAGCCGUGAUAUCUUUCCGUCCUUCGGGCACCCGGCGUAUUUUCUCCCGAGUAAUGCGUUUUCUUGAGCUCGUUGCACUUUAUCUCGUAAGUAGAUACGCGCCAUCUUCUCUCCUGCCUGCUAGUGAGAGAGAAAGAACGGCGUUUUCUCCCUUAGUCUGGUGUAGAGGAAGACGCACUUUGAUCGAAGAGGGCGAACUUGAAGAACUCGGGGGCAUUUUAGGGGGUUCCACCGCCGGUGCCCUUGCCCUUGGCGGCAGGCACAAGCCGGAGGAGCUUUCCACAUUGGCGGCCAACACCAGAUUCUCCAGGAAGGAAAUACAGCUUAUCUAUCGCGGUUUUAAACAGGAAUGUCCCACGGGUCUCGUCGACGAGGAAGCUUUUAAACAGAUUUUUUCACAGUUCUUCCCCCAAGGUGACGCUAGCCAGUAUGCUCAUUAUGUCUUCAACACUAUGAAGAGGAAACCGUCUGGAAAGAUAAGCUUUGAAGAAUUCUUGACUAUUUUGUCGAAGGUUUCGAGAGGAUCGGUAGAGGAAAAAUUGCAAUGGAUAUUUGGACUUUACGAUCUGGACGGAGAUGGAUUGAUCAGUAAAGAGGAAAUGUUGGAUGUUGUUGGUUCGAUUUAUGAGAUGUUGGGCCGUUAUACUCAGCCACAAAUAGUCGAGCCGCAUUUGGCGGCUCGGGAACAUGUCGAUCGUAUUUUUCACUUAAUGGACGCGAACAAAGAUGGCGUGGUGACAAUCGAAGAAUUAGUACAAUGGUGUUCCAAGGACGAACAACUUUUGCGAAGUCUCGACACGCUUGAUACCGUCUUAUGAGAUCUUUAUAAUGAUCUUUAUUUUAUAAUUCUCACUCAAUUCCCCCAAGACUCACAAAUCCCCUUAAAAUUAUAAUGCAACGUUCGAACGAGUUCUAUCAGUAAUUUCUAGAAAUUUGACUAUUUGAUCGUAUCAUUUAAUAUUUAAUACUUUAUGGAAGGAAUUGAAUUUCGAUUGAAAUUACUAAUUCGACUUCAUCGAACGUUGCUUGUAAAUAUGUACUUAUCCUACCUACCCAGUCUUUCAAGCGUGCUAUUGAAUGCAUGAUGAAAUUAACAGUAUUAUCCCUGAAUAGAAUUCCUUCUUACAUCCUGCAUGUACUAAUCCUUGUGCGACUAACAAUUGUGCGACUAUUCGAUUCUCGCGCGACUAUAUUUAAUUUAAGAAAAAUAUUUCAGCUAAAAGAAGAAGAUGAAUUUGUGCUACACAUAAUUUUGAUUUCGGCAUCAAAAAAUAUUAUAUCAGUAUUGUCUUGAAGGAUUGAAAUAUCUUUCAUUGGUAUUAAAAUUUUAAUGGUACGAAUUUAAUAAUUCAGAGCAAGUUAUCGAGCGGUUAUUGUAGGUACAAUACAGAAUUGUUAGGUAAGAUCGAUGCGAUGGGAACAAAUUAAUCUCCAGAUUCGUUAAAAUGGAGAUUGAACUCUAUAUUUAAACAUAAUAUCUAAACUUUAAGAAAACUUUAAGAAUUUUAUCAAAUUAUGCUAUAACGUUUUUCCGUAAAAUUCACAAAACGAUCUAAUAUGCGAUCUAAUAUUUCUUAACUUCUAUAUUUCCUCUAAACUUCUUUCACGAGUUAAGAAAUAUUUUGUAUUCCUUUAAAUAAUUUCAUGCACGUAUGAAGUUUUACUUUUUCACGAUCGAUCAAUUUCUCUAAUUAAACAAAUAAAAUAUAAACGUACUUGAUACUGACCAUUAAGUACGAUUAAAAAUAUUUUCAAGGAGUUUCGAUUAUUAUCCAUCGUUUGGGUCAUUUUUUUAUCUUACAGCAAAUAUAAUUAUAAGAUUAUUAAUUAAAAAUUUAUUCGAAACUUUACAUUUCAAAAUUUAAAUAUAGCUUAUAAAUAAUAAAGCGUUCAAGAAAUUCGUAGAGAGAAUUUAUUCAAAGUUUAUUCAAAGUUUCAAGAUUGUUAAAUUCAGGCAUAUGCGAAUAACAUUUGACAAUCGUCUUGUAUAAAUGAAUAUAAAAGUUUUCUUCCUGAUCUUCCUGCUAUAUUCUUGAAUAUUUCCAGAUUUUUUAUUUAUAUUAGGAAAUAUGGCAAGAAAAUGCAAAAGUUCAAAGUUUAAAGUAUUUAACGCUAUAAGUUAAAAGAUUCGCAUAUGUCUAUAUCUAUAGAUCAUAGAUUUACAAUACCUUCAAAGACCCAUAUACGAUGGAACAUAUAUAGUUACUAACCCAAUAAUAGCGUAUCGUAGUACCCUCGACCAAUCAAGAGAAACGUGGUCCUCUAAGAUCAACGCCUCGUGUGAUUCUCUCGUACCUUAUUACAUUUAUUAUUACUAUCGCAUAAAAAAUAUUGUUAUUAAUAUUGUAAUUACUAUCAACACUUAUUACUUGUCUUCUAUCAAAUUGAAGCAAGGUAUUGCGCUCGCAAUAAUGAAAAUUAUUGGCGCAUAUUCGAGAUAUUCUAAAUCUUAUGUGUACAAAUAUCAUCGAAUUUGUUGAAUUUCUCAAGUUUAUUAAAAUAUCCAUAUUAUAUUUGAAAAGAUGUGAUCUAAAAUGUUCUAUAUAAUGUCAUGUGGAUAUAAAGAGAUCAAUUCAACGUUUAUACAUUCAAUUUCUCUGGGAUAUGCAAUUUAAACUAGCACAUCCUAUACAAAAAUAUUUGUUAUAUAUCUUAUAUCAGUUCCAUUCAGAAAUCAAUUUUUUUACAAACUGAUUGCUGAUAAAUUGCUGAUAAAUUGUAUACUUAUGUUUAUACACGUGUGUAUAAUAAUUUGAAUCGAUUAUUUUCAUUAUUUUUUUAUCAAUAAUUAUAAUCAUACUGUUAAAACAAUAAUUAUAUUGUUUUAUGAUUAGAUGAGAUAUUUUUCAA
Molecule: messenger RNA, 6343 nt
Organism: Apis laboriosa (Himalayan honeybee)
Lineage: Eukaryota; Metazoa; Arthropoda; Insecta; Hymenoptera; Apidae
Product: Kv channel-interacting protein 2-like
Exons: 6
Coding region: 3547-4311 (254 amino acids)
Molecular function (GO): calcium ion binding
Source: RefSeq, a predicted model, not a curated record